UGUCAGAGCAGAGCGGAAGAGACUUGACGUGUUUACGUCGAUGCAGCCAGCAAGAUGUUUUAUAUAUUUUUCUGUUAGUCUCCAGGGAGUCGUGCAUCUUGUUAUAGAAAGGGUCUUUGUAACUAGGAUGUUUUUCAAAUCCUGAAAAAAUGACGCGACGCAGAGAUGCUUCAUAUGUACAUUACAAGCUAGCUGAAGCUAACGGUUAGCUAGCUGCUUUGUUAAUGUCAUGAAGGAUGGAGACAACAAGGGGAGAGACAGAAUAGAGAAAGGAGUGGUAGCAGUGUGAACUGUUCCUGGAGGCUGUGAGGAUGUCAGAGCUAGUUCAUGAUCACACACUGACCCAGCAGGUACUAUCCAGGUAGACUUGAAGUGGGAACUAUGAAAGGAGAAAGCACACCAGAAUGUGAAGAUGAGGCUUUGUUUGAGGAUCGGGACUUCCCCCCUAAGGAUACAUCCCUUUUCUGUGACAGAUCCACGCCCAUUGCUAGGCUGCAGGGAGUUGUUACCUGGUUACGCCCACAGGAGAUCUGCAGUACUCCUGUUCUCUUUGCUGACAACAUAAACCUUAGCCAUUCAAAACAAGGCUUAUUAGGUGACUGCUGGUUUCUCUGUGCUUGCUCCUUCUUACUGAAGAAUAGACAUCUACUGAACACGGUGUUUCCUCCAGAACAGCCUCAGUGGGAUGACAGCAGGUACAGGGGCUCUUUCAAGUUUCGUUUUUGGCAGCAGGGACAUUGGACAGAUGUUACCAUCGAUGACCGCCUACCCUGUAUCAAUUCCACCCUCUGUUUCUCACGCUGCCACUCCCCCACUGCUUUUUGGGUAGCCAUGCUAGAGAAGGCUUAUGCCAAGCUUCAUGGCUCAUAUGAGCGACUGUGGGCAGGGCAGGUGUCUGAGGCUCUGGUGGAUUUAACUGGGGGGCUCGCAGAGUGUUGGAGUUUGGGAGACAGGGGGUCAGAAGAGGAGCAUAGACCAGAACAGGACAGUGACCAGGUCAAGAGAAAAAAGCUGGACCUUAAACUUCUGCAGCAAGUGAAAGAUGAAUGUGCGAUCAGCUGCUCCACUCACGGCAGCCCUGGAGGUGCUAGUGAGCUGGGUCAGUACCAUGCGCUGGCUGUCAUGGAGUGGUUGGAUGUGAAGACAAUGACAGGAAGUGAUGUGCUGCUGCUUAGAAUAAAAAACCCGUGGGGACGAUGCUGCUGGGAAGGAGCCUGGACAGAGAGUGGUGCUGGCUGGGGUUCUAUCGACCCUGUUUCGGCUUUGGAGCUUCAAGCCAGGACGGCUGAGGGUGAGUUCUGGUUGGACGAGGAUGAAUUCAUGUCCCAGUUUGAUGAUGUCACUGUUGGCUAUCCCAUCAGUGAAGAGGGCCACCUUAAAAACAUCUAUACAGGAAAUCUGCUGACUCACAGCCACCAGCUGGCUGGCCGGUGGAUGAAAGGUCACUGCGCAGGUGGCUGCAGAAACAGCAGCAGCUACAGCAGCAACCCAAAGUAUUGGCUCAAAGUGUGUGAAAGAGGAGAGGUGCUAAUAUCUUUACUGCAGCAUAGGAAAUUGAAACAUACAGAGAAAUACGCACAAACGCCACUGGAGGAUGGCGAGAACACGAAACACCAGCAUUACCAGGCUAUCGCUCUACACAUGUGGAAGGUGGAGAAGAAGCGUUUUAAUCUGAGCCGGAUGUUGAACAGACCUCCUUGUGCUUCUACUCACUGCCAUGUCUACGACAGAGAAGUAGUCCUGCACGGCCAGCUGGAGCCCGGAUUCUACCUGCUGAUCCCCAGCACCUACCAGCCAGGAGCGGAGGCCCGCUUUCUCAUCAGGGUCUUCUCCUCCUCUUCUACAUCCCUUAGUGCCCUGAAAAGCCCAGCACCUUCACUGCCAUUAACCAGCGAUGGAGAGUGGGAGACGAGUUACUUCCGGGGCUCGUGGGUGGAGGGAAGAACAGCGGGAGGAAGUAGGAACUUCCUGUCGUACUGGCAGAACCCACACUUCCCUUUCACUGUGUGUGCUGAGUCAACCGAGACGCCAGAAGUUAAUGUAAAGAUUACCCUGCACCAAAGCCGCCCUGACACACAGCUGCACCCUAUUGGCUUUCACAUUUACAAGAUCCCAGAAGCUACACCAGAGGCUACAUUACCCAAAGACCAGGAUCCUGUGGCUAGUUGUGUCCCUCACUGUUACACUCAGGAUGUCAGUCUGACCUGCUGUCUCCCUGCUGGAGCUUACACCAUUGUGCCGUCCACCUAUCAGCCAGACUGCUCAGCAAACUUCACCCUCAGCCUUGCACGCAGAAUACACAGGAAAGUGGUGAAAAGCCAGGAGAUGCUAGGAAGAGCCAUUCAGGAGCAGAUCUCUCACAUCUCUGUGAUGCAGAGCUAGUUCUUUCGGACUGUUGCUGCUCCACUGACGCCGGCUGUGCCUCUUGGCCCGUGAUGAAAGAAGCGGUUCCCCCGUCCGCCCUCACUGUGGAGGCCAUGUGUGUGUUCAUGUAUGUGUAUGUACUGUAUGUGUACCGUCAGAGACUGAGGAGGCAGGCGGGCAGAUUCACUGGGAAUGUGUGUGUCGGGAAUCCUGGAAACCUCUUUAUCCCUAACCGCUGAGGCUCAGGGCUGAUGGGCAGCCACACACUCAUCGGGCGAUUAGGACAUCAGAGGUUGUCGGUGGGAUGGGCUGCUAAUGAAGUAUGACGGGACUGGCUGGUGUAAACAAACAGCCACCAUUGAAGAGGGCCGCCGCUGCUCUUGCUCAUUCACUCACUGGUGCGCCUGCCGGCCUGGAACAAAGAGUCCUCUCAUGAAGGUCCUCACAGAGGCACAGGGGGCAAGGGGCGAGGGGAUGGUCUCCGACAGUAGAACCAACCAAACCACACCACACCAUACCAUACCGUGCCAUGCUAUACCAUGCCAGAGCCAUCCUGUCCCUUACCAACCCCCCUGCAGACACUCAUCUCUCUACUUAACUUGCAUUAUCUGUCAAUACCUCAUCACUUUUCAUGGGCUGGAGCACAAAAAGUCCACUCAGUUUCUGACUGCAUCCUCGCCUCCAGGCUCCCUUUCUGUCCCCCCUGACUUGGUCCACAGCUCUGCCCGGACCUGAACAGAGCUGCAGUCUGAUGUCGCCGCACGAAAGGAUGACAAGCGGGCAGAUGAAGGGAUGAAACAAGGGAUGCGGCACAUCAGAGGAAGCUGGUUCAUAUGAAGGAGCUGCCAGUCCUUUUUGUGCUGUGGUGUGUCUGCCGGCUUGCACCCAUGUCUGUGUGGGGAAGUCACAGGGUUUAUGAUGAUUCAUUGGAGCCAGAGUUGACAAUACGGAAGAGGAUUAGGGCCAUUUUCGAAGGAGAAAAUCAUUUUGGGCAGGUCAAGAUUAAAGUGAAAAAGACAAGAAUAAAGGUGAAAUUUCACGAAUAAUGUUGAAACACAAAAAAUCAAAAUGACGAGAAAAAAAGUUGAAAUUUUGAGAAUAAAGUUGAAACACAAUUUUGAGAUUGAAGUAGAAAUGACGAGAAAAAAGUUGAAACUUGCUAUUAUUAACAGUGGAUCUUAGACGCAUUGUUAAUGUGCUAAUGAGAGAGAUUCUCUUUGUUGUUUUAUCCAAUAAUAAGGUCUGCUUUCACAUAUUCAUGGAUAUGAGGCAUAAGACUAACCUGACACACCAGAGGGAUUUGUUCAAACAUCCAUCUGGAAAACCUUAAUAGGAAGCGUUUGAGAAAUGGCAGAAGCUUUGAAAAAAAAAAAGAACUGGGAGCGUGAUUGGAUGAACUUUCUGUCCAUCACAUCUUUACGGGCCUAUCAGAGCAACAACACACGUGACAUAGCCGCAACUGAG
This is a messenger RNA of Cheilinus undulatus (humphead wrasse), 3828 nucleotides long. It is a transcript of the gene capn10, whose product is annotated as calpain 10. Gene Ontology annotation, biological process: proteolysis. The transcript has 13 exons. NCBI's taxonomy places the organism in Eukaryota, Metazoa, Chordata, Actinopteri, Labriformes, Labridae. Gene Ontology annotation, molecular function: calcium-dependent cysteine-type endopeptidase activity. Gene Ontology annotation, cellular component: cytoplasm. Bases 382 to 2382 code for a protein of 666 amino acids. The record is from RefSeq and is a predicted model, not a curated record.